AUGCCGACAUUUGGGCGACCGACAUUACCGCGAACAGGACCCCGACCCUUCCACGAAGUUUUUGCGCCACAGAUUUGGGUAUUUUGGCAGUGGGUCGUGGGAGGUGGAGGUGUGGGCAGUGUGAGAGUGAGUUCGAAAAGUAGUUUCACACAAAACUGUAUAUCUGUAACUGGAUCACAGUGACUAAUCACCACAUAACUUCAGUCAGGUUUCAUGUCGAUCGCUCACAUGCCGGGCUCGCUCAAGUGUCCGUCGCUUAAACGUCGGCGUAACUGCCUUUUCAUCCUCCCCUCUUGAGUGACUACAAAACGGUGAGAAUUUGAAAUUUUGAUGAGCGAGCGACUCGAUUUCCAAGUGUUUUUCGGGACGAAAAUUUCUUAUGAAAAACGCCUUUGUUUCUUUUCUGACUGUCUGGAUAGCAAAAAAUAAAAAGUAACUUCCUAGUUAAUUAAUUUCGAGAAAAGUUUGAAUGUUAGUGAAAACAAGUUCUGAUGGUGAGUUAGUCACUGGGCGUGAUGCAAAUAGCUUCUUACGCCGUACUUUUUUAAUAUGUUCCAGUAAGUAACAAAAAGAAUUGACUGUAUUUAUUCAUGCGUGUAGAGGGAGGUUUGCUAACGCGUUUAGCUUUUGUGUUUUACACAAUAAGAAUAUGACCAGUCUCCAGAAACGUUUGUGUCUUUUCGCCGAUUCACAAUUGGUUUGCGAUACACUUUCAUUUAAAAGUUCGGAUAUAACAAUCAUAUGGUUUGACAAAAAUAUUGACAAUGAAGUAAAUGAUCUGUUAUAAAAUAUCAAUGAUCAUGUUCUGACUGCAAAUGACAGACAGCAUUCGUCAAUUGUAUUCAAGCUGUAAUCAAUGAGACGAUCGUUAUUGUAUUAUCUGAUGGAUGUUCUGAAAAUAUAAUACCUAUCAUUCAUAAUAAUAAGCAGAUCGAUUCAAUCUAUAUCUUUUGUAUCGAUGACUCAAAGUAUAAAUAUUUAUGUGAUUUGUACCCAAAAAUUAUAGGCAUCUAUAUUGAGUAUCGUUUAUUAUUUAAAUCAUCGCAAAUAAAAGUACAUCUAAUAUUGACAUAGCUACUAUCAUUAAAUCUAUUCGAUCAGUUGGCAAAUUCCAUGCGUGAUUUAACUCGCGAAUCAUCGGAAUUCUUAUGGUAUCAGUCAUUAUGUGAUUAUAUAAUGAAAAUGGAUAGAAUAAAUAACAGUAUAGAUCUGAAAAUUUAUUGUGAUAGCAGGCUAAUGGUUCAGAUUCAACGAAUCGUAUGAUGAGUUGAAAUUCGAAGUUAUUUUAGCGAAAUAUAAGCAAAAUGAUCUCAGUGGACAUUUUUUGGCACAAAUCAAAAAAACAUAUUUGGCGUAAAAUCAAAUUUUCUGUGUUACAAGGCAAACUAGAAAGUUAGAAUAUUCACUACGUAUUAUCGGAAGGACGUGAAAAAGGAUAAAAGUUUGGGCUUUAACGGAUGAACUGUUCCGAAGUUUCGCUCUACCGGCUGUUUGUUUUAGAACUUUUUAAAAGUCGUCUUUAGCAUAUGACUCUAGUGAUCUCGGUGAACAAAAUUUUGCAAAAAUGUUUCGAAAUAGAUUUUUGACAGCAUCCGAUCCAAACCUUAUUUUAUUUGAAUUUAAAGUAUAUAUUUUGCAAACCGGUUUUUCAGGCUGCAAGAAACUCUAAAGAACUUUUAGAAUCAGUUUAAAUAAAUGAGAGAAAAAGUUCAUUCUUUCUCCACAUGAAGCCAAAAACAGCCGGUUUGGUCUUGUUCGAUGUACAUCUCGGUAUCCACU
This is a messenger RNA of Didymodactylos carnosus, 1779 nucleotides long. The record is from the annotation of a GenBank genome assembly. NCBI's taxonomy places the organism in Eukaryota, Metazoa, Rotifera, Eurotatoria, Philodinida, Philodinidae.